CUUCCCGUCUUUUCGCAGAAGGUGCAGGUGCUGCCGCAAACCGUCCUCUACAUCGCCGACGCAGAAACAUUCAGUGGGCAUGAGGAGUGUCACGAGCAGAAGAAAGCCAGGAAAAGAAACAGUAAAGAAACAGCAAUUGCGCUCGAAAAAUUGUUGCCGAAGCGGUGUCAGGUUCUUGGGCUGGUCACCCCGGGGAUUGUAGUUACCCCUAUGGGUUCAAGCAGCAAUCAACCUCAAGAAAUCGAAGAGGGCGAAGCUGGGUUUGCUUUGUUGUUUCCCAAAAUCGAUGGGGUGAAAAUUCAUACCUUCCACUUUUCAAAAGACUUGAAGAACAGGGUCUUUGACGAAAGUAAAUUUGCUGAAGCAGGUCUGAAAAAUAACCCAGAUCUCCGGGUGGUUCUUCUGUUUGGCUACAACUCCUGGAAGUCUGGAGCAACUCGAUUUCUUCAUCAAAUAGUCAAUCCUUUGAAUGAGAAAAGUAUCAUCCUGGCUGGGGGACAAGUGGAGAGCUUUACAUCGCUGACCUCUGAGAAUAACAACGCCCAGCCCGGCGAUGCCUGCGGUGUGGUUGGGCUGGCUUUCAGCGGUCCCCAGAUCCAGAGCGCCACUGUUCUGUUAGACCAGGACGUAGCUGACGAGAGGACAGCAGAAGCCGCCAUGCAGCGUCUCAAAGCAGCAAACAUCCCCGAGCAUAACACCAUUGGCUUCAUGUUUGCCUGUGUGGGCAGAGGAUAUCGGCAUUAUAAAACCAAAAGGAAUAUGGAGGCAGAUGCAUUCAGGAAGUUUUUUCCAAAUGUUCCCCUUUUUGGCUUUUUUGGACAUGGAGAAAUAGGAUGUGAUCGAAUAGUUACUGGGAAUUUCGUAUUAAGGGAAUGUAACGACAUCAAGGAUGACCUACUUCAUGGUUAUACUACCGUUAUGACUCUUAUUCAUCUUGGUUCAACUAAAGCAAACCAAGCGUAAAUAUGUUUUUAAUGCCUCGGUGAGCUGUUUGUUUCAUUCCAGAAAGCUGAGAAGUCUGAAAGAGUGGACAUCUUGCAAACACAGCCCCUUUCAAAACGUAAACGUCAUUUUGGUAAUAUUAUUAAAUCUUGUAGUUGGAAUAGAGUUUAAUAUAAUAGCUGCAAGCAAGCUUUGCAUUUUGUGUAAUCCCCUGUACACAUCAGAAUUGCAGGUAAAUGGUAUUUGAUGGAAUUCUGCAAUUGAAGAAAGCCUCUUUCUUCCAAAAUGAGGAUGGUUUGCACAAAUGGCAGUUGGAGUCCAAAUACAAACAUGUAGAAAGAAACAGUACUUUGAUGUGCUCUAUUUAUGUAUGUAAAACGGUCUAGAGAAACUACUGAUGCAUACUGAAAUAGAGAGGCAUAAAAUCCACCAUUGCCUGGAUUUUAUUUCAAGGGAGAUGCACAACCUGCCUGGACUUGAGUCCUAUUUACAGAACUGAACGGUUUUACUAGAUACAGUGAAUUAAAAUCUUUAGAGAAAAAUAACAAAGUGCUUAUUAAAUAAAGAUGAAAAUACAUCAAAGUACCUUGCCUUCUAUUCUUAAGAGAAGCAGCUCUGAUUUAAAGAGGUGUUGUCCAGUUAUAAGCUCAGCUUGUCUCACUGUCUUGAACUGAGUUUCAAUUGUCUUAAAUAUCUGGUUUAGAAUAAUACCUGAUACUUUGUGUGUGCCGGCACUUUCAGUCGUUGUGUAUUUAAGUUUACACCAUCAAAAUGCACUGGGUGCUUUUUCUUUUAGAUUCUCUGGUAGCAUGAUUCUCUCUAUUGGAAACCUUUAAAUCGAGAGUGCUAAAAAUUAAGACUGCCUGGUAUCUUUUAACUUCCUUUAAAAAGUUCUUUGCUUUGUAAUUUGAAAUUGUGGGGCAUGGAAGAUCUGGCUAUGUUCUGUUUAUGUAGAGCUGUUAAACAAGACUUGUGCUUUUCCAUGUUUUUCCCAUGCUUUUACGUUAGUCACCUGUUCGAUUGCUGCAGCUGAAAGCUGCCUCAGUAUUGCAAAGUUCAAGUAAGUAAAUUGAGCAUAGUCUCAGUACAGCUAUUAAUGCAUUUGCUCCCUUUUAAAUUUUUUUCCUUCAUUUUAUUUUCACUUAAUGAUAGAAUGACAAGAAAAGAAGAUAAAUUUUGCACCGUUUCACCACACUUCCAAAUGCCAAAUGAGGCAGUUGGCCUGUGUUCAGUGUAGUAAAAAGGAAAUACUUAGCUCUAUGCUGUACAACAAAAUAACGGUAUUUUGCUUUAAAUGUGCCAGGUAAGCCCACAGCUGGCAACUUUUUGCCCAUGUCUAGUUAAAACUUUUCCUGAACUUGGCCUAACGAGCUAAGGUAUGGGCAUGUCUGUCCUGUGAGUGAACUGUUGGUUUCAGUGGGUGCUGAGCACAGGCUGCGCUUUCCCAUGGCUGUGUUGAUGAUCGUUUGUUUAACUAGAAGACAGAGGAUGAGGUGUGAACUCCCAGUGGCCUUCUAGGGAUGGGAGAUUAGUAAGUGUAGGUGUGACUUGGGAAAUGUUCAGUUACUGCAUUUACAAGGAAAGGUAUUUGGAAAUGGAGUACGCUUGAAUUUUAGGAGAAGCCUCUCAGUGGGAGGUGGAUACGUGUUUUCUCUUUUCAGCAUAACCGUAAAGUCGUGUUUGGCCCUUUCUGUCUGCGUAAGCUACAUAUUUAAUAGGAGGCAAAGAAAAGGUUUCAUUUCUGUAACACAGGCAGGAUUCCUGUAGCUUGAGUUAGGGCAAGUCAGCAUCCUCGCUAGUGUAAGCCCGUGAACUUUAGCUUCUUGCUGUAGUGGAAGUAGAUGAAGUACGAUCAGCCACGUGUCCUGAACUACAGCACAGACACGUCCAGGAACGUCUGAAGCAGCAGAUGGUGAGCUCCAACAAUGGCGCAGCCAAACGGGAAAUGAGGGCGUGGUUUGAAGGGGCUGGCCGCCAGCAAGGUCCUGUAGCUGCGGACACAUAAGAGGUAACCGUAGUACUGAAAGGGAGCCCCAGGAGCCUGCACCGGAGUCCGGGAUCAUGUCUCCAACCUCAGGGAGUGGGGGUGAGCCCAGGGGACCCCAGAACUGUGCACUGCGUGGCUGGAACCGCUGCGCUGUCUCUCCUGGAGCGCGUCAUGUCUUCCAAGUGACAGGGGAGUGGUGUAACUGGUAACAUUGCAACAUCUGUGAUUAAAGCGUUUUGCUGUCCGACUUCAUUUUGCCUCCAGACUGUUGUUUGCUCAACCAUGACAACUCCCCAAGUGAAACCAAAAUAUAUUUGCUUAAAAGGUGCACGUACCAAAAGGCACUGUAAUAAUUUA
Messenger RNA from Egretta garzetta (little egret), 3286 nucleotides. RefSeq names its product F-box protein 22 (gene FBXO22). The annotation marks the transcript as partial. The record is from RefSeq and is a predicted model, not a curated record. NCBI's taxonomy places the organism in Eukaryota, Metazoa, Chordata, Aves, Pelecaniformes, Ardeidae. Gene Ontology annotation, biological process: regulation of skeletal muscle fiber development; positive regulation of proteasomal ubiquitin-dependent protein catabolic process; protein polyubiquitination. The transcript has 5 exons.